Messenger RNA from Schizophyllum commune H4-8, 599 nucleotides. RefSeq lists its product as uncharacterized. Lineage: Eukaryota; Fungi; Basidiomycota; Agaricomycetes; Agaricales; Schizophyllaceae. The record is from RefSeq and is a predicted model, not a curated record. The coding region runs from base 24 to 545 and encodes 173 amino acids. The transcript has 5 exons.
CGACAUCGACGGCGGCGCCCGUCAUGGUUCUCAACAAAGAAGUCAAGCACGCGUACCCACUCAUCGACCAGGACCCCCAUGUCUCGCGCGUCAUCCGCUACAUGCGCCCCUCGGACCUUGGCGUCUGGGCCGCCGCGACCGCUGCUGGGCCAGUAGCGAUGUACACUUGGGAAAACGCGCAGCGCCAUAUGCCCAGCCGUCACCCCUCGCAGGCGAUGGGCAUGAAGGCAACCGCGUUCCUCGGCUUUGUCGCCGGAUUCAUGCUCGCAUACCAGCGCUCAUCCCUCCGCUUCUGGGGCUGGACGGAGAACAAGCGCGAGGAGGAGAAGGACUUCGCUGAGCUCUCCCAGCGCGCGAAGGAGGGCAAGGCGCUCUACGGCGAGUCGGACCAGCCCGAGUGGGUCCAAGGCUCCGCGUUCCGCAACUCUGUAUGGACGCAGCUCAAGUUCAGCGCCAUCCCGAUGUUCAACUUCGUCAACCACCCUUACCACGGCACGGACCCGGCCAAGUACAGCGCUGGUGCAGCAGAGGAAGAGACGUCAUAAACCCAUUCGUGCUGUUGCUUGUCGUCUGCCAAUAUAUUCGGUCCUUCAUCUGAA